UCACACUAUAUAUUACAGCACUACUUCCACUUCCAUAACACCAAAAACAAAAACAUACACACGUAAACAACAAACGCAUAAUGCAGAUCCACAAACUCUGUAUUUUUGUUCUGUUCAUAUCUUUGUUAAGCUCUAAAACCAUUUCCGCCGUCAAAUUCAACUUCAACCGUUUCGACGGAACAAAUCUAAUCUUCAUCGGGUACGCCGAGCUAGGACCAGCAACCGAUGGCAUGAGCCGGUCCGGAGCUCUCUCCAUGACCCGUGACAACAUUCCAUUCUCACAUGGUCAAGGUCUCUACACAGAUCCAAUCCCAUUCAAAUCUUCCAACAACACAUCUUCUUCUGUUUACUCUUUCAAAACAUCUUUCACUUUCUCCAUCACUCCUCGACGGUCAAACCCUAACCCUGGUCAUGGUAUCGCCUUCAUCGUGGUCCCAACCGUAGCCUACGAGUACGACCAAGACUCAACCCGCGGCUUCCUCGGUCUAGUUAACCUCACAACCAAUGGCAAUCCUAAUAACCAUCUCUUUGCGGUCGAAUUCGAUGUUUUCCAAGACAAACGUUUUGGUGAUAUUAAUGAUAAUCAUGUUGGUGUUAAUAUUAACUCUGUUAACUCAAAGGUUUCUGAGAAAGCUGGGUAUUGGAUUCAGACAAGAACUAGAGGGAAGAAUCAAUGGUUGUUUAAGGAAGUGAAGCUUAGUAGCGGAGACAACUACAAAGCUUGGAUUGAGUAUAAGAACAGUAAAGUCAUUGUUUGGCUUGCACCUGCGCAUUUAAAGAAACCGAAGAGGCCAUUGAUCGAAACACAAGUUGAUCUCUCGGAGGUGGUUCUUGAGACUAUGUAUACCGGCUUUUCCGGUUCGAUGGGUCGUGGCGUCGAGCGUCACGACAUUUGGAGCUGGAGUUUUGAGAACACCGCCAAAAACAAUUAGUUCUGAUUUUGGUCUUGUUUGGUUUGAUUUAUGUUUGUUACCGGUUUAACAAUUAUGUAUUUUCUCUUGAUUUUUAUUCAAAAGUGGUUAAAAAGAGAGUACGUAUAAAAUGUCAAAAUCAAAUUUAAAAUUA
Messenger RNA from Arabidopsis thaliana (thale cress), 1065 nucleotides. Its product is annotated as Legume lectin family protein. Gene Ontology annotation, cellular component: apoplast. Lineage: Eukaryota; Viridiplantae; Streptophyta; Magnoliopsida; Brassicales; Brassicaceae. Gene Ontology annotation, biological process: response to other organism. The transcript has a single exon. The record is from RefSeq and is marked reviewed. Gene Ontology annotation, molecular function: carbohydrate binding. Bases 81 to 932 code for a protein of 283 amino acids.